Molecule: messenger RNA, 609 nt
Organism: Aegilops tauschii subsp. strangulata
Lineage: Eukaryota; Viridiplantae; Streptophyta; Magnoliopsida; Poales; Poaceae
Source: RefSeq, a predicted model, not a curated record
AUGUACAAGUUCUGCCAGGCUGUGAUCGAGGUGUUUGGACCGGAGUACUUGAGGCAGCCAACUGCCGCUGAUACAGAGAGAUUGUUGGCGACCAACGCAGCUAGAGGCUUUCCAGGCAUGCUUGGCAGCAUAGAUUGUUCUCACAAUGAUAUCAACGUGCUGCAGCAUUCUCCAGUCUUCGCAAGGCUUGCAGAAGGCCACUCCCCACCUGUCAACUUUGAGAUCAAUGGCCACCAGUACAACAAGGGAUACUAUCUAGCUGAUGGUAUAUAUCCGCAGUGGUCAACUUUUGUGAAGACAAUCUCGAAACCCCAAGGUGAGAAGAGAAAGAGAUUUGCCCAAAUGCAAGAGAGUGCUAGAAAGGGUAUGAAACGUGCUUUUGGUGUGCUUCAAUCCCGGUGGGGUAUCGUUCGAAACCCUGCAUUGUCAUGGGAUGAAACAAAGUUUUGGGAGGUGAUGACUGCUUGUGUGAUCAUGCACAACAUGAUCGUCGAGGACGAGUGUGAUGAGAGUAUUUUCGACCAAGGAUUUGAUUAUCAAGGUGAAAUGUUAAGCCCCUACACCAAGAACCAGAUACAUUUAAACAGUUUGUCCAAUUCCACUGCAUGA